[Torrubiella] hemipterigena is the source of this 6129-nucleotide messenger RNA. NCBI's taxonomy places the organism in Eukaryota, Fungi, Ascomycota, Sordariomycetes, Hypocreales, Clavicipitaceae. The record is from the annotation of a GenBank genome assembly.
CCCCCCUCCACAACACGCUAACUUAUACGGUAGCACUGCAGACCUUCGACGACCCUGCUGCAGAUGUCCCCGACGUAGCAUUACUACCUGCUAGGGUAUAAUAAACACGACGAUCCCGCCUCUUUGCAAAACUACGGACUACUACCCCGUUUCUUGUCUGUCUCUCACCCCAAGACAUCCUUAUUUGCUCAUUGUAAAACCUGCAGCGCAUCAUGAAGCAGUCUAUUCUUCUCACUGCUCUCGCAGCUUCUGCUACGGCGGCAGACUGCCCCAACUACGAACAGUAUGCUAGAGUUCGCCAUACACCACUCUCCUCCGGCAAGUACAAUCUUCCGUACCAGCGUCCUGCUCAAGAGUGCCGCUCCUAUGUCGUCCCCGAGGUCGAGCGUACCAUUAAGGACAUGGAGAAGAAGAUUCGCGACCCAGAUCUGUACCGCCUCUUCCUUAACAAUUGGCCCAACACCGUCGACACCACUGUCCUUUGGAGAGGCCAUUCCGCCGACAAUGCCGACGAAGAGCUUGCCUUUGUCGUCACUGGCGAUAUCAACGCCAUGUGGCUCCGUGAUAGCGCCAACCAACUCCAGUCUUACAAGCCUAUUCUCAAUGCUACAGUCGAACAUGGCGAAAACGACAUUGCCUCCCUCUACCGCGGCGUCAUCAACCUUCAUGCCCGCUACGUCAAGAAGUACCCCUACUGCAACUCCUUCCAGCCCCCUGCAGAGUCCAAGAUUCCUCCUGUACACCACCGCAAGCGUUCGCUUCAGAAGCGAGGUGACACAGUCAACCCUCCUUACGAUCCUAACGAGGUUUGGGAGUGCAAGUACGAGCUUGAUUCGCUCGCCGCAUUCCUUCAACUUUCGUGGGAUUACUUUGAAGCUACGCAAGACGGUGCCUUCUUCGGAAAGUUUCACUGGAAGGAAGCUGUCAAGACGGUUCUAGACGUCGCCGAUGGUAUGAUGCACGGCACGUACAAGGAUGAUGGCAGCAUCAACCAGUCUCACUACACUUGGCUCCGUGAUGCCAACAGUGCUACAGAAACGGUGUCUAACAACGGUGCCGGUAACCCCAUCAAGGGCCAUGUUGGCAUGGUCCGCAGCUUCUUCCGACCCUCUGAUGACUCUACAAUUUACCAGUACUUCGUUCCUGCCAAUAUGAUGUUUGCACGCAACUUGGAGACUUGCGCUACCAUUAUGAAGAAGAUUGAUGGGGACCUUGCCAAGCGCAUGACGGAUAUGGCUGCUGGCAUCCGCAGAGGAAUUAACGCUCUAGCUAGAAUCAACCACCCCAAGUAUGGUGAAAUCUACGCAUACGAGGUUGAUGGCCUCGGCUCAGUUAACUUUAUGGAUGAUGCCAACAUACCAUCUCUUCUGAGCAUUCCCCAUCUCGGAUACGAGGGCAAGAAUUCGGACAUUUACAAGCGCACUCGCAACUAUGUUCUCAGCCGAUCCAACCCAUACUACUGCUUUGGCCCAGUCAUCAACGCUACUGGUGGUCCUCAUCAGGGUCCUGGCCAAGCUUGGCCCAUGGCUGUGAUUAUGCAAAUUAUGACUAGUGACGAUGACGACGAAAUUGUGCAUGGAAUCAAGCAGCUCCUCGGCUCUACCUCUGGACUCGGCCUGAUCCACGAAUCCGUCAACUCGCACGAUGAAAACAAGUUCUCGCGCUCUUGGUUCGCUUGGGCUGCAGGUCUUGCCGGUCAGAUGCUCCUGGAUUUGGCUGACAGAAAGCCUGCCUUGCUCGAAAGAAGCUACCAAAACUAAAGUUGACGAAUCUUCUUUUUAAUUCCAACCAGUAUAUGAUAACAGUUUAUGUAAAUGAAUUUCGACUUAGUUUAGCAGACAUCAAUGAGAUCUACAAAUUUGACGAUUGUCUGUUACAUUUAUGCAGUCCUAAUAUAUAGCCAUGAAGAAAAAAAGCACUUCUCUGAACACCCCCCUUUGCCAAGGCUUCUCUAAAUCACGAGUAGAGCCAGGCAUUCUAAUAACAGUUACCAGUCCUAUUCCUCAACUAAGAUCAAAUCCAGCACCCGACUGGAUAGCGUACAACAGCUUCUCUCUCAACACUGUUUCUGUUGUGUACAAAGGCAGCUUGAGCAAAUUCACACAUGUGCUGGUACUGGGCAACCGGGUUUCGUCUCUAGAGGCGUCGCGGAUGGAGAACUUCGGCCGAAGCUGCGAGAAGCCAAGUAGCGGCGCACGGGGCGUAGAACUCACAUACUUGAGCAAAUCGCGGCGCUGAGCGUCGGUGAAACCGCGAACAACCUUCCAGAAUAACUCAAUCGUUGGGUGCUCCUUAUUAUCAUCUCCAAUCUCGUAUAAACCGCUAUACACGGUGUUCUUGCGUAAAUCUUCAAUAUCAAUCUCCGAUGAGUCUCCACCUACGAGGUGCUGGAGCUCAGACUGGUUGAACAUGGACAGCCACGAAGGUCGAAUGAUGGCUCGAAGGCCCCGAAGGAAAGCAGCUGUUUGGGCAGCAGGCUGUACAACAAGGCGAUGACGAGCCACGUAGGAGAUAUAUAGCAACCUGUUGUCGUUUGUGACAGGGAUCUGAUCGCCGUUUGCAAUCAACUUGCGUGUAAUUGUCUUGACAGGCCGACUGGGAUGAGAUACUUGAUCUGUCACUGUGAAGUCGAGUGACAACUCACCCACGUCGCCUGGGUAAUUUUUGAGCCGCAACAUGCCGUUGUAUAGUUCCUCGUCCAUGUCUACCAAGUCGUUGAUGCUGCCCUUAUAGCUGCUCUCGUCGGUCGAACCAGAUGCUGUCCACUUGAGCAGAAAGAAGCCAGCGAAUGCAAGAUCAACCAGAAUACCCUCGUACAAACACUUGCCGACAACACGGCCUAGGAAUUCGUACAUCUUCAGUUGCUCAAACAAAGCGUGUCUCCAUUCCUCAUCACGCUCCGUUUUGCCCAUUUCCCUCAUCUCGUCGCGGAGGACAUCAUUGACAGUUGGGUUUGGGUAUAGCAAACCACUGGAGCUACUCGCAAACAUGCUCAACUCCCCCUCUCGCCCACUAAAGGCUUCUGAGGUAACGCCCAUCAAGAAUUCCUUAGUCACACCUCCUCCAUCAAUGCCGGCCUCUGGAGCACCGAAUUGAUCAACGAAUGUGAUCUGUAUAGGGUCUUUGAGAGAAUCACCGAUCUUGUAAAACUGUUUGUACGCAUCUUCAAACAGAUGACCUCGUCGAAUUUGUCCUUGAUGGUGUCGGGAUAAGGACGUUGCUGUAAAGGGAUUGUUGAGGCUUUCUCGGCGUGUAAAAUCCAGCUCAAUGAAUUGACGAAAUAUCAUCACUCUCGUUUCAAAAGGGACAACAAAGGGCAUGUGUUUCAGGAUCUCCAGCUUAGGUCCCAUUUCUGCCAGCCGGCGAGCACGCUGGAGGCGUUGAUGCUCAGACCGAAUUCUUUCCAGCCUCACGUAUCGAGAGUUUCUCCGCCCCGAGAAUGUCAUGCUCGUGGUGUCGUAAUCUGUCAUGGGUUCAUCAUCAUCAUCGUCUUGACCAUCAUCAUCGGAAUCUGCAUUUUCCUCUUCUCGACUUCGGCGCACUUCUUCCGCCAUUACGGCGCCCAUGAAGUCCUCUUUCUCGAGCUUAUCAGUCAUUAGCCAAUGACUAGUUGGCAAAAAGCGUUUUCUAGAGUCUCGUUCGUAAAGCAUCUUCAUAGCUGUUGUGAUUAUAGACCUCAAACUUGUCAUAUCUAAUCGAGUUGGAGAUGCAGUUGGUAAUUGGUGGACAAUGUCAUGAUGCGAUGUUGCGGACGGUUCCAUCAAUGGGACGGCUGUAAAGGUGGCGGAUUUAUAAAACAAACUGAAUGCCGCGUUCUUUAAGAAUAUGGUCAGAUCUUUAAUAUCCUUAAGUGAGAGGCUGCAUGACCUGAUACGUGUAGUUGAGGAGUUUGUGUGUACAAUCUUCGGGUAAAUACCGCUAAAGAAGUCUUCAUCAUCACUGAGACGAAGGAUGAAGAUAUAGAGUUCUAGGAAGAGGAGGAUAAUUCUCCAUUCCUGCUCAUCAUUCCUGGCGAGAGUCGAUUCCGAUGACGGGUUUAAAUAGCGCAGGAGUAUUGACAAAGCGCUAUCUGCGUCAGUGGUAAUUUGGGAGAAAAUGUUGGUUUGAUCCAUCAUUUGCCAUAGAAACCUGACCACUGGAAUACUGCCACUCGGGCCUGAAAUAUCUUCCAAGAACAGUCGCAUUCGGACGUCGUCAGCCUGGCUUGGAAAACAUUGCAAAAGAGACAAAAUAUAACCAGCUAGAAUAGAGGCCCCACGUAUCGCUUCAGUCGAUGUUCCUGCCAGGUUGGCGGCAAAAUUUUGCAAAAGACCAGCGAUAUUUUCCGUUUGAAUAAGUGACUUCAGCUGCUCCCGAAUGUACAGCUCUCCAGCUUCAGUAGGUUGGGUAUCAAGUCUGUCCCCAGCACUGCUUUCUGGGAUUUGAAUUGCAAAAUGAAGACUGAUUUCCUUGGCCAAGGCCGUUAUUUGCGUAAAGACAGCUUCCAGCAGGGUGGGGUUCUUCUGCGAGUUCGAGUUUGCUCCAGUCAUAUUAAUGAAAUGAGACAGAAGCCAAAUCAAGUCAUCCUUUGAACGACUCAUAAUAGCAGUAUGGGAAUACAUCUCGAUUAUGGUAUCCGAAAGAACAUUGGCAUCGAUUCUGGAAGCAUAUUCAGCGAUGUUGUUUUCGAAGAGAGUAGUUUCGGACCGUGUAAGAAACGACGAUAUAAACUCCAUGUAAAACCCGCCAGCUGUAGCUAAUGUUAGCAGCGUUGAUGACGAAGGCCUUUUGUUAUAUGUAACUUACCAUCUGAUGAUGGCGUCUCCAAUGGCAGGCAGAUUCCAUUCACUAGCAGAGGUCCCCAAUCGGCUAAGUCCGACUUUUGACAAGCCUUGGAGAGUACAUCGAAAUACGCUUGUGAAUUUUCGACGAGGGCGACAGGAUAUUGUUGAGCCAAACGUGUGGCUAGAACUAACAAUGCUUGAUACUCAUCUGAAAUGGGACUAUUCAAGUUAAUACGAUAUGAUAUCGUCUGAAUUAGGAUGAACAUCUUACCCAGAUGCGGCUAUUGCUGUUCUAAGAGCACCUAUUACGACUCUAAACAGUCUGCUGAGACGUGAUACGUGUGCUGGGGGUAAUGGCAGAUCGCCAUCCAUUGACACAACGUCCGUAGCAUAUUGAACAAGACGGCGAAUGUCGUCCUCUGUUGGUUUCGAUGAGGCAAACGCCAAGACUAAUGUGAACGCUGAAAGCACCCUUGGAGAGAUUUCGCUCUGCUGAGGGUUGGUGUAAAUAUGAUCGAAAGCGAUGCGGCGCUGGUUAGCUGUCACAGUUCGUUCUUUGUGACCCCGCCAUGUUUUCUGUAUUUUAACGGCUGCUUUUUGUUUCUGCCUUUCAAGGUGCCGUCUCUCUCGAUCCGCCUGGGCGUUGGAAACCGUCUUUGUAGCGUUAGAGGCAGCGGAGGGGCUCCAUGAUGUGUUUGCAAAUGGGUUCCCGGCGCCGCCGCUCAAGUUGACGUUUCUUGGCCGGCGAGAGUUGCCAGUGAACGUCGAGAACAUGGCCGCAAACAAUCCAGAGGCCAACUAUGUAUUAGGUGAGCCGAGACGCACAUAUGUGCAAAGUUGGCAUACUAGGGGAUUAACAGCACGCGCAGGAAAUGCGUGGGUGGGAAAACUGUUGCUGUAAAGGUGACAUGCGCUUUCUAGAAGAUUCAGGCAUCGGUGCACAGAGGCAAAGAUGACGAUAGCUUGCUGGAUUCGGAGCUGUCAGGUGUGGCUUACGCUAUCAGAGCUAGCUGUGGCGCACCACUGGUUCACUGGUGCGCGGUGUCGGCGACAGCCCAGGUUAAGCUCAAGCUCUCUUUUGGCGGGGCACGAGGCCAAUCGGCCAUCGAGACUCAGUUGCUGCGCACAGACCAAGCUUCGAUCCAGGCGAAUCUACAGGCUGGCGGCACUAAAAAAGACGUUGGCACAGAGGAAGCGGUGCCGUGGCGACGAUGAGGUUGGGAGCGAAGUGGCGAGGAAGAGAACAAAAUGGGAUUUGAGGCGUGGAACAUGCAUGGAAAAUACCUAGGAAUAGCGCUGAGGCCGUUGCAUGGCGUUGUCUUAUCUUGGUUUACAGUGCUAGAUUGAUCGCCUAAGAUCGGGGCAC